This is a messenger RNA of Cannabis sativa, 2749 nucleotides long. RefSeq lists its product as uncharacterized. Bases 600 to 2447 code for a protein of 615 amino acids. Lineage: Eukaryota; Viridiplantae; Streptophyta; Magnoliopsida; Rosales; Cannabaceae. The record is from RefSeq and is a predicted model, not a curated record. Gene Ontology annotation, molecular function: cysteine-type peptidase activity. The transcript is spliced from 7 exons. Gene Ontology annotation, biological process: proteolysis.
GUAGAUGUCAUCGGGAAAGCGCAAUGUCGAUGAAGACGACAAGUCAGUUGCUAAGCGCACAAAGGCCUCCGACAAAGGGAAAAAAGUAGUUACCAAUGAGGUAAAUUUAACAUGUAUACGUAAAUGUGUGCUGUCACAUAAAUUAUUAUUAUUGUAUUGUAUUGCUAGAUAUACUUGAUCUAUGUGUAAAAGGUAUAAAUAAUUUGAUCUUUUACAUUAUUGCAGGAACAAAGUAUAAACAACUCACUUGAACGUGCACUGCAACGUCUACUAGAAAAAUAAGCAUCAAUAAUUGCAGGGAAGAUCACUGCAAAAGAAAAGAUUAAGGAGCCAAUAGUAGAGAGUGACAAUGACGAAGAUCGUUGUAGGGUCCAAUGUAGAUGCAGUCCAGAACGAUUAAGAGAAAUUGUGAUCGGUUUGAACGAAGCACAAGAGAAAGUUAUUUCAGAUAUAGGCUUCGGGUCCCUCCUUAAUCCUGAAAUUCCGUCAGUGCGUAGUUCUCUCAUAUGGUACUUUUACAACCAUAUGGAUCUUGAAAAUUUGAACUAGUCCAACAUGGGGUAAUUUAUCCUUUCACUAUUCAAUCGUUUAAGGAAAUUAUGAAAAUCGAAGAUGGUGGUGAGGACAUCAACUUUGAAGAUUAUGUUGACAUUGACAACAAAGUUCGAAAUGAAGUGUGCAACCUCGAAAAAUCCAUUAAGUGCACUGACUUGGUGGAGCUUAUAACCAACUCUGAAGAAGCUGAUGUUUUGUUCGUUGCACGUUUUAUGUUGGUAGCAUUGGGAUCCUUCUUGGUUCCCACAUCUGGAACGUACGUAAGAAAGCAGUACAUAAAUGCACUCUUAGAUGUUGGGCGAAUAAAGAAGUUGAACUGGGCUUCGUUCAUCUUUAAGUUUUUACACGAGAAUCUGAAAGCACAUCAAAAACGACUCAAUAAUUCGAAAGAUAAGGGCAAGGUUCAUUAUCUCCCGGGUUGUACUAUUUACCUUCAAAUAUAUUAUUGGAGCCAUAUAAAAAGGAAGUUGUACACUUCUCCUCGCCUCGGCCUUCCCAUGGCUUACUGGAAUGAGGACCGAGUGAAAGGAAUAUCCUCGUUCAUCUCCAAGAGUGGGGGAUUUGUGAAUGGGAAGAUUAUUCUACACCCGCCUAUGUUCAGGAAGACAUAUGGCCAUACAGAAGACACUUCCAUUCCAUUAUCCAACCAGGGAGGAACCUCAUCCUCUACAUGCUGCAACUGCAUCUUAAGAGAUGAAAUGAAGGAGAGGGAUAAAAAGUUAGACACUACUUGUCAAGAACUACUAAGAUUAUUUGACUCUUUCAAAGCCGACAUCUCUAAGGACAUCAGAAAGGGCUUCGUCACUAUGAAGCAAUCUAUCAUUGACGAGGUUAAGGAAUCUUUUAUUCCAGAGCUUUGUGAAGCUAUAUUACCUGAGGUGAGAAAAUCUGUGACAGCCGAGUUGCAUCAAACAGUGAUGAAAGAGUUGAGGCAGUCCGUGUUAAUGGAGUUGAGGCAAUCUCUACUAAAAGAACUGAUGGAAGUUAUUGAUAAGGACGGGGAGAGAAAUGAUGAGGAGGCCGACAAAGAAAUGAUGGAAGUUAGUGAUAAGGACGGGGAGAGAGAUGAUGAGGAGGCCGACAAAGAAACUAGCUCGAUGAGCACUUCAAAUGAGGAUCAGUUUGAAAAUGAAAACACGAGAAAUUUGGAGUUUGACAACCCGCCUACCAACAAUCAAUAUGAGGUUGGCCCUGUGGAUUUGACAAUGGUAGAAGACAUCGGUCAUGAAGGUCAAUGCACCUCGGCCAUCAAAGUUCUCCUUGCUUCAAACGCGUAUCAAAAGACCGAAAAAAGAUUCCACUCAAGCAAGGAAUUGUAUGUGGACACUUUCCAGUUGAAGGAGCCAGCAAGCGAGAUUGAAUUUAAGCUGGCAAUGUUCGUUUUCGGAAAAAAUUUUGAUAAAGGGUACCCUUUUGUGAAAUUUCAAAAACUUGAACUUUUUCGGCAACAACUACUGUGCUUGAAGCCUGGAAUGGAAAUAACUGAUUCAGUUAUUAGUUGCUACGCACACUUAUUGACGCUGAAAGAACGUGAAGCAGCCCCAGAUGGAGUACCGAAAUAUUGGUUUAUGCCUUGUCGGGUCUCUCAUGAAAAUCUUGGGUUGUCAUGCUCUGUUAGCACUUGGGCAAGACAACAAAAUUGGAGGGAUCUAUUUUACGGCAAGUUGGCAAAAACUGAACAUAUGUGUGUCCCGGUCAUAUGCAAAACUAAAACUCCCCACUGGUUCAUGUGUGACAUAGACAUGUUGGCGAGUAAGGCAUUCAUUUGGGACAGCCUGAAAACACCACGCGGGAAGGAUAUGAAAGAUUUUCGUGUACGAACUGCUUCUGAAAUGGUACUUACUUUCGAUUGUUUCAUUUCACAUUCUAGGUUCCAAGUUUUUUUUAGAUGAAAACUAGAAUCCAAGUUGAAUAACGAAAUUAUUAAGUAAUUUAAAGAUCUUCAUCUCUUAUACCUUGCAGUUAAGAACACUUGAUGAUCUUCUCCAAGUGGAUAUGGCUCUGGAAUUAGGAGAGAAAUUUAACUUUGCAUCACUUCCCCUAGAUUACGCAAGACGAGUGCCGCAGCAAGAUAAUGGGGUAGAUUGUGGAGUAUAUGUAAUGAAAUUCAUGGAACAUUUCUUCAAUAGAGGCAAUGUUGCUGAAAUUGAUGUUGAGGUAUUUUUUCAAGUACAAGUGAUUGAAAUUAGACUUA